GGGCUGGGCUGGACUGGACUGGGCUGGGCGGGGAGCCUCCGGGGAGUGGCCGCCGCUCGCCCCUCCUCUGCGGGCGUCUCCCGGCUCGGGUGGUCGUGGUCCGGCUCGCUUUCCGCCCGCUCUCUCUCUCUCGCCGCGCGCUGCAGUCUCCGGGUGGGUGAUCCCAGCCAGCAAGCACCUCGGACCAUGGCCAACACGGAACGCACCUUCAUCGCCAUCAAGCCCGACGGCGUGCAGCGCGGCCUGGUGGGCGAGAUCAUCAAGCGCUUCGAGCAGAAGGGAUUCCGCCUCGUGGCCAUGAAGUUCCUGCAGGCCUCUGAGGACCUCCUGAAGCAGCAUUACAUUGACCUCAAAGACCGACCAUUCUUCCCAGGGCUUGUGAAAUACAUGAACUCUGGGCCAGUGGUGGCCAUGGUCUGGGAGGGGCUGAAUGUUGUGAAGACAGGGCGAGUGAUGCUUGGGGAGACCAACCCAGCAGAUUCUAAGCCUGGCACCAUUCGAGGGGACUUCUGCAUUCAGGUUGGCAGGAACAUCAUUCAUGGCAGUGACUCAGUAAAAAGUGCUGAGAAAGAAAUCAGUCUGUGGUUUAAACCCGAAGAACUGGUGAAUUAUAAGUCCUGUGCUUUUGACUGGAUCUACGAAUAAGGGGCACCAUGUGAUAUUUGGAAACAUCUCUUCAUCUCGAUGUGGAAGUAAACGGAUUUUUUCUUUUCUAAUAAGUCUUUACUAUUAAAGCCUUUGAAAACUGCAA
Messenger RNA from Suncus etruscus (white-toothed pygmy shrew), 751 nucleotides. RefSeq names its product nucleoside diphosphate kinase B. The transcript has 5 exons. Gene Ontology annotation, molecular function: nucleoside diphosphate kinase activity. Lineage: Eukaryota; Metazoa; Chordata; Mammalia; Eulipotyphla; Soricidae. Bases 187 to 645 code for a protein of 152 amino acids. Gene Ontology annotation, biological process: regulation of apoptotic process; CTP biosynthetic process; GTP biosynthetic process. The record is from RefSeq and is a predicted model, not a curated record.